This is a messenger RNA of Closterium sp. NIES-67, 1320 nucleotides long. Lineage: Eukaryota; Viridiplantae; Streptophyta; Zygnematophyceae; Desmidiales; Closteriaceae. The record is from the annotation of a GenBank genome assembly.
UGCAAAUUUCAAACGCUGCUGCUGCUGCUGCUCUGUUUGUUUGUCGCUGGCCUGCUGGUCGUAAUCUGAUGGUUCUCUUCUCUACAACCUUCCGUCCGACGAACGAUAGCGCUCGACAGCCGACGUAGUUUCCUGCCAAUCCUCAAGUUUGUCACUGUCCGCGUGACCUUUUUGCGAGCAGCUAACAACAGCUAAGGGGUGGAGGCUAGAUUGACCUAGGCUACUUGGGCCCUUGGCCCUCUGUUGAUAGACUUAUAUUACUGACUAGCAUCUAGUUUCGGUAACACAAGUUACUGCCUUCUUAGGUCACCGCCUGCGAUAGAGCCACCGUUUCGCGCUGGUCGUUUUUUUCCAUCGUCGACGGUAGCGAAUCCACUGUUGUUUCCCCCGAAGGAUACUUGGACUUUCAAAUCCGCCCUGAUGCCGCUGCUAUACACCAUCGUGUCGCGGGGGACGACAGUACUGGCAGAAUUCAGCGUGGCGGCGGGCAAUGCGAACGCGGUGGCGCGGAGAAUACUGGAGAAGCUGCCGGUGGACGGGGACGCGCGCGUGUCGUACACGCACGACCGCCACGUGUUCCACAUCCUGCGCGCCGAUGGGCUCGUCUUCCUCUGCAUGGCGGACGCGCCCUUUGGACGGCGGGUGCCCUUCGCCUACCUGGAGGACGUGCACAUGCGGUUCAUGAAGACGUAUGGCCGCGUGGCGGGCACGGCGCUGGCGUACGCGAUGAACGACGAGUUCUCGCGCGUGCUGGCGGCGCAGAUGGAGUUCUUCUCCUCCAACCCCAACUCGGACACGAUCAGCCGCGUCAAGAACGAGAUCAGCGAGGUGAAGUCGGUGAUGGUGGAGAACAUCGACAUGGUGCUGGACCGCGGCAACCGCAUAGAGCUGCUGGUGGACAAGACCGCCACGCUGCAGGACAACACCUUCCGCUUUAAGAAGCAGGCCCGAGCACUCAAGCGCGCUCUGUGGUGGAAAAACACCAAGCUCAUGAUUGCCAUGAGUGGAGUCAUCCUGAUUGCUCUCUACCUCUUCGUGGCUCUCUUUUGUGGGGGCUUAUUUCUCCCAUCUUGCCAUUCCUGACGGCAUCUCUUCCAACUGCACAGUGCCUCGAAGCUCCUUUUCCACGAUUUCCACAACAUCUUGAUGUAUAGUGGGAAUUAAAGUGUCGAUUGCUCCUUACAUGUAUUUUACGUGUCUAAUGCAUGCUGAUCAGUUUGUUGUCCAGUGAUAACAGCUGUAACGACGCCCAGCUAAUGUUUUAGAGCUAAGAUAAACUCCCUCGUCUGUUUAUACUAAUGUUAUCAUUAGAAUGAUUUU